Dichotomopilus funicola is the source of this 1632-nucleotide messenger RNA. RefSeq lists its product as uncharacterized. The coding region runs from base 1 to 1632 and encodes 543 amino acids. The transcript is spliced from 3 exons. Gene Ontology annotation, molecular function: DNA-binding transcription activator activity, RNA polymerase II-specific; zinc ion binding. Lineage: Eukaryota; Fungi; Ascomycota; Sordariomycetes; Sordariales; Chaetomiaceae. The record is from RefSeq and is a predicted model, not a curated record. Gene Ontology annotation, biological process: regulation of transcription by RNA polymerase II.
AUGCAAGCCCUCCCCAACAGCGGCCUCGGCGGGGGCUACAGCCACGGGCACAACCAACCGCUCCUCUCGCUCGACCCGGCCGACAGCGAGCUGGACUACGCGAGCUUCCUCCAGGACCAGCAGGAUAUCGACCUGGACUAUUUCGCCGGGGAAGAAAGCACCAGCUCUAGCGGCGGCCCGCUUCUCGAUGUCACGUCCCCGUCCGUUUACCCCGACGCGUCAAUGCAAGCGCUCGCGCCGCAGCCGUCGUAUCCGCAGCACCAGUUGGCUCCGCGACAGCAGGGGCAACAGCAACAGCUGUCGCCCGCGACAUCCCAGCCUGGCUAUGGUGGGGGGUAUCACCAGUAUGGUAACCUUGGCAGCGGUCCGCACUCCGGGGCGAUCAGCAAGCCACGGAUGGAGCGGCGCGGGCACACCAAGAGCCGACGCGGGUGCUUCAACUGCAAGCGGCGGCGGAUCAAGUGCCAGGAGACGCGGCCGGCGUGCGGGCACUGCACCAAGCAAGGGCUGCAGUGCGAGUACCCGGCGCUGCCGACGAUCGUGCACCAGCCGCAGCACCAGGUGCCGCUGUUCAGCCUGCAGGACAUGCGGUUCUUCCAGCAUUUCCUGAUGCGGUGCUACCCGCACCAUCCGGUCGGCUCGGAAGACCUGUGGACGCACGAGAUCCCGUGUUUGUCGGAGCGGUACGACUACCUGAUGCAUGCGAUCUUGGGGUACUCGGCGUCGGAGCUGAUGGCGAACGGGGAGCCCGCGCUGGCCGAGGCCGCGAUGGCGCAUCGGUACAAGGCCGUCAAGGCGAUCAAGAAGUCGCUGUCUCCCGCCGCGGCCUCAGCGGCCACCGCAGCGGCCAGAGCAAAGUCGGCAUCUCCUAGCCCUGGCGACCCGCCCAGUUGUCCGUUGGCCGGCGGGCGCGCGUACGACCACAUGUUUGAAGAAGGCAACGCGCUGAUGGCGACGUGUUUCGCGCUGACGUACCAGUCGGUGCUGCUCGACGACGGCAUGAUCGAGUUCAUGACGUUUGUCCGGGGCAUCAUGAUCGUGGCCAUCCAGAUGUACUGCAAGGGCGCCAACAUCAUGUUUGGACACCUGCUCGGGGACCGGCAGACUCAGAAGCUGGAGCCGCACAUGAAGGAUCUGCCGUUGAUCGAGACCGACUGGUCGGCGCGGGCCAUAGCGAGUGUGGAGGGGCUGAGGGGGUUGGUGGAAGGGCGAGAGGUGGAGCAGAAGUAUUGGCAGAUGAUUGGGGAUCUGGCGCGGAAUCUGCAGGUCGAUUCGUGGAAGGCAUACUUGGCUCUUUCCGACCACUACGGCUGGUGGAUGAUGCUCCCGCACGACAAGUUCAAACGGCUGGUCGACCCCAACAACCAGGCCGCGCUGCUGCUGGCGACGCACUGGGUGGCCCUGGAGCAGACCAUGACCACCAUCUGCCAGGCCGAGAAGAAGGCGGCGCUCAAGAUGCCCAGCGGCAACCGGAACUCGUCCUCGACGGGGGCGAGUCUCGGCAACAUUCGCUGGCUGCGCUACAUGAACACGCUCAUCGACGCCGAGCAUCGCAAGUACAACCAGUGGCCGACGUGGGUGUCGACCAAGCUGGCGGAGAACCCGGGCUUCUUUGGGAGGACGUUUGAUUAA